Quercus robur (English oak) is the source of this 1941-nucleotide messenger RNA. RefSeq lists its product as uncharacterized. Gene Ontology annotation, cellular component: cytosol. Bases 68 to 1672 code for a protein of 534 amino acids. The transcript is spliced from 6 exons. Gene Ontology annotation, biological process: GMP biosynthetic process. Gene Ontology annotation, molecular function: ATP binding; GMP synthase (glutamine-hydrolyzing) activity; GMP synthase activity. NCBI's taxonomy places the organism in Eukaryota, Viridiplantae, Streptophyta, Magnoliopsida, Fagales, Fagaceae. The record is from RefSeq and is a predicted model, not a curated record.
CCUCUCUUCCUUAAACCAUAACGCUACCUCUAAAACCCUAGCCACCCCCAAAAAAAAAAAAAAAACAAUGGAUGCCAAUGCAGUGAAAUCCGACCUCGUUUUGAUCCUAGACUUCGGAUCCCAAUACACCCACCUCAUCACGCGCAGAAUCCGAUCCCUCUCCAUCUUCUCCCUCUGCAUUUCCGGCACUUCCCCGCUCGAAGCCAUCACCUCUCUCAACCCACGCGUCGUCAUCCUCUCCGGCGGACCCCACUCCGUCCACACCUCCGAUUCCCCUUCGUUUCCGUCUGGGUUCCCCGAAUGGGCGGAGGCCAACGGCGUCGUGGUUUUGGGGAUUUGUUAUGGGCUGCAGCUCAUUGUUCAGAGGCUCGGCGGCGAGGUCAGGGCCGGAGAGAAGCAGGAGUAUGGGAGGAUGGAGAUUGGGGUGGAGAAGAGCGCCGCGCUUUACGGGUCGAAGCGGGUUGGGGAUAGGCAGCUUGUGUGGAUGAGCCAUGGGGAUGAGGUGGCUAGGUUGCCUGAUGGGUUCGAAGUCGUUGCGCGGAGCCAGCAGGGUGCGGUGGCUGCGGUUGAGAACCGGGUUAAGAGGUUUUAUGGCCUUCAGUACCAUCCGGAGGUGACACAUUCACCCGAAGGAAUGGAGACACUGCGGUACUUUCUGUUUGAGGUUUGUGGAAUCAAUGCUGGAUGGAAGAUGGAAAAUGUUAUGGAUGAAGAAAUAAAAGUGAUCAAAGGUACAGUGGGGCCUGAAGAUCAUGUAAUAUGUGCCUUAUCAGGUGGUGUGGAUUCCACCGUUGCUGCUACUCUUGUCCAUAAGGCAAUUGGAGAUAGGCUUCAUUGUAUUUUUGUUGACAAUGGUUUAUUGAGGUAUAAGGAGAGAGAACGUGUGAUGGAAACAUUUGAAAGUGAUCUUCAUUUACCAGUUACUUGUGUUGAUGCGACGGAUCAAUUUCUUAGCAAGCUGAAAGGUGUGGUAGAUCCUGAGACAAAAAGGAAAAUUAUUGGGAAGGAAUUUAUUUCCAUAUUUGAUGACUUUGCCCAAGAGUUGGAGCAAAAACUAGGAAAAAGGCCGUCUUACUUGGUCCAGGGGACUUUGUAUCCGGAUGUAAUUGAAUCUUGCCCACCACCUGGGUCUGGAAGAACCCACUCCCAUACAAUCAAGAGCCACCAUAAUGUUGGAGGUCUUCCUAAGGACAUGAAAUUGAAGCUCAUUGAACCACUUAAACUUCUAUUUAAGGAUGAGGUCCGCCAACUAGGAAGGAUUUUGAAUGUUCCUGAGCCAUUUUUAAAGCGCCAUCCAUUCCCUGGGCCUGGCCUUGCAGUACGAGUGUUAGGUGAUGUAACUCAAGGCAAUGCCUUAGAUAUCCUCCGCCAGGUCGAUGAGAUUUUCAUUCAAUCAAUCAAGGAUGCUGGGCUUUAUGAUUCAAUAUGGCAAGCUUUUGCUGUCUUUUUGCCAGUAAGAUCAGUUGGAGUUCAAGGUGAUCAAAGAACACAUUCUCAUGUUGUAGCUCUGAGAGCUGUUACCAGUCAAGAUGGAAUGACAGCGGAUUGGUACUAUUUUGAGCACAAGUUCCUUGAUGAUGUGUCGCGAAAGAUCUGCAACAGUGUUCGGGGGGUAAACAGAGUUGUUCAAGACAUUACAUCAAAGCCUCCAUCAACAAUUGAGUGGGAAUGAUGCCAUGUCAAAUGCUUACGGCUUAAUGAGAAGUGAGUUAUAAUCCCCAUGUUUGUACAUGGAUCUAGGUGUUGACCAUUUAGAAAGGCUUAAUUAUUUCCUCCAAAAUUAUUAAGGUUGGCUGGAAGGGAUCUGUCAAGCUGGAUUUACGGUGCAAGUGAUUUGGUCUGAGGUCUGUGCUCAUAGAAAAUAUUACCUGGUAAUGGACAACAUAAAUAUUUUUGUGGAACUUAAUGAUUAUAAGUUAUGGUUCUACAUUUUGGCAGUCA